UAAACACUCGUGCUCCUCCCCUAUGUCUGGCGAGACUGAAUCAGCCGGGAGAUACACUUCCACGUUAAGCUGAAUUCUAUCUACACAUAAUUCACUAACAUUUGAUAGAGAUACGUUGGUGCCAUGGACGCUGACGGCCUUCCUCUUGUCGGCCCAGGAGUGGAUUACACAAAGGUUGAAGCAAUACAUCAGAAGAGGACCAUAGCAUUCAUCAAUCACUUCAUAACACAUACUGCCAGCUUCUUAAAUCGAUUCUCAGGAGUAUGUGAACAAAAACUGGAGCAUCUUUCCAACCGAAUCCAGCACCUGGAGAUUUCCAUGAGUCUGCUUGAAGCCAAGCUUUCUUCAGUGCCAGGCCUGGAGAACGUUACAGUGGCAGCAAGCAGCAGCACCACAACAACUGUAACUGACUCCUCUGCUACACCUUCUACAACUACAGCUGCACCUGCCUCAUCCGCCACAGCAGCACCUGCACCAUCAACAGCUCCGGGAGAUCCUGGAGCAGCGGCAGCGGCAGCGGAGGCCAAACCGACAAUGACAGUAUCACAACAUCCCAGUUAUGCUAGGUUCUUCAAGAUGGUUCAAGUGGGGGUACCAGCUAUGGGUGUCAAGAACAAGAUGAUUGCUGAAGGACUGAACCCAGAUUUGCUGGACAACCCUGAUGCCCCAGCACCUGAUGGUGGAGGAAGCUCAUCUGGCGGCGGUGGUGGCGAUGGAAACAAGAGUGACAGUGAUGACUUCAGUGAUGACAAUGAUGAUGAUGAUGAUGAUGAUGAUGGUGAUGGAGGUGGCGACAGUGAUGAAGACUGGUGAUAUUGUGCAAUAUGUCAUUCCUCAAACUCCAUCGUGUUGUACUGAUUCCACGGUUCCUGAUUAAUCUGAUAUGUUACUGUGUAGAGCUGGCAAACAAACUUACAAUACCUGCACAUGAUCCAUGGCAGUAGUAGCAUGGACUGGUUGGUUGACAUCAAUGCAAUAAUUAGAAGAUGCUCUCUGUAUACCGGUGUGGGCGAGUGCAUGAAGUUCAAAUUGCUCUUGUUCUGAAUGCAAGACUAUAAAAGUCCAGUUUCCAACCCUGCCAGAUUAGGUAGGAUUUUCUAUUUUGGAGUCUAAGUCUAUGGAUAGUCCUACCAAAAUCACAUCACAGAAUCAGAGGCUAGUUAAAACAGCAACAUGGUCCCAGCAUGACUCUUUUUGUCGAUUGCUGGAUUUUCAAUGUGUUUCAAAUCUGUGUUGUAAUAAAACUAAAGUACUGUCGGAAAUAGAAAAAAAACUGUUUUUAGGCUGUUACUCUGUAUCCCUUAAUUUACACAAUUGCAAAUAGCAUAUGUCGAUAUAACCCACAUCGGCCUAACUGGGAGUUC
Molecule: messenger RNA, 1364 nt
Organism: Haliotis rubra (blacklip abalone)
Lineage: Eukaryota; Metazoa; Mollusca; Gastropoda; Lepetellida; Haliotidae
Product: WASH complex subunit 3-like
Exons: 6
Coding region: 124-813 (229 amino acids)
Biological process (GO): actin filament polymerization; exocytosis
Cellular component (GO): WASH complex
Source: RefSeq, a predicted model, not a curated record